AGGAUCUGCAGAUGUGCAGAGAUCCUUUCCAGCCCCCCGGCCCCGUGCUGCUGUGUGUCGGCUCUGUGACCGCCUGCCGUCCGCAGGCGCUGCUCGGAUGGACGCGCUGCCCUUGGUGCGCAGCGCUCACGUGCUUGGGUAGGAAGGAGCGGCGAUUCCGGAUCGUAUGUUUGCGGUUUAAUCUAUGGAGGAUGGAUACAGAUUGCGAUACCCUGUUUCUGGAAGAAGUAGAUUGAUCCUUGCAGACCGUUGGCUAUUUCCCUCUUUCAAAGGAGAUAUCACUCAGAAGGGCUAUGAAAAGAAAAGAGCAAAGCUGUUAGCACGGUACAUACCGCUCAUUCAAGGUGUGGAUCCAUCCCUGCAAACAGAGAACAGAGUCCCAGGCACCUCACAAGCUACAGCUGUUGUGUCUAAACAGCAGAAAUCGCAUUCCACGAACUCGAGGGAUGAGCGCUUCCGAUCUGAUGUCCACACUGAAGCAGUGCAGGCAGCUCUUGCGAAAUACAAAGAGAGAAAAAUGCCUAUGCCUUCAAAGAGACGGUCUGUUCUUGUGCACUCUUCUGUAGAAACAUACACACCUCCAGACACAUCGUCAGCAUCAGAAGAUGAGGGCUCGUUGCGUCGGCAAGGGCGGAUCACCUCCACUCCGUUCCAGAGCCAUUCCAACGUAGAGCCCUGGCUUAACCGGGUUAUUCAGGGCUCGUCCACCUCAUCCUCUGCAUCUUCCACCUCAUCUCAUCCAGGAGGGAAACCUGCUGCUGCUUCCAGUACUGCUACUGCCACUGCUGCUGCCACGGUGCUUGCAGAUCUCAUGGCACACAUCCAGCUAGAUAACCACUCAGCACCUCCUGAUGUAACCACUGGCCUGAUGGAACACUUGCAUCAUGAGCGUCCACAAGUAGCAUCAGUACGAGGAGUUCCCAGAGGCUACAACAGCAGCAUUUUGGAAACUGGAGAUGGUGUCCCUGUGAAUAGCAGAGUGUCCUCUAAAAUCCAGCAGCUUCUAAAUACCUUGAAAAGACCAAAGCGCCCACCUUUGAAAGAGUUUUUUGUUGAUGAUUUUGAAGAACUACUAGAAGUGCAACAGCCUGACCCAAAUCAACCGAAGCCUGAAGGAAAUCAGAUGAAUGUACUUAAAGGUGAACCUGUUGGUGUGGUGACCAACUGGCCACCUUCUCUGCUGGCAGCCUUGCAACGCUGGGGAACUACCCAGCCAAAAGCCCCUUGUCUGACUGCAUUGGAUACAACUGGGAAAGCUGUUUAUACGCUUACCUAUGGCAAACUGUGGAGUCGGAGCUUGAAGUUAGCAUAUACCCUGCUAAACAAGCUAACCAGUAGGAAUGAACCACUACUAAAGCCUGGAGACCGGGUAGCUCUUGUAUUUCCUAAUAGUGAUCCAGUUAUGUUUAUGGUGGCGUUUUAUGGAUGCCUCCUGGCAGAACUUAUCCCUGUGCCAAUAGAAGUUCCACUAACAAGAAAGGAUGCUGGCAGCCAACAAAUUGGCUUUCUUUUGGGCAGCUGCGGAGUAACGCUAGCUUUAACCACCGAUGCUUGUCAGAAAGGCCUUCCUAAAGCUCAAACGGGUGAGGUGGUUACAUUUAAAGGUUGGCCUCGUCUCAUUUGGUUUGUGAUUGAUGGGAAGCAUCUGGCAAAACCAACUAAGGAUUGGCAUCCACAAUUACGGGAUGCCAGUGCUGAGAUUGCUUAUAUUGAGUACAAAACAAGUAAAGAAGGCAGCACAGUGGGCAUUACUAUAUCUCAUGCUUCCAUGCUGGCACACUGUCAUGCAUUGACUCAGGCAUGUGGGUAUUCAGAAGCGGAAACUCUAACAAAUGUGUUGGAUUUCAAAAGAGAUGCUGGCCUUUGGCAUGGGGUAUUAACAAGCGUUAUGAACAGAAUGCAUGUCAUCAGUAUUCCCUAUGCAUUAAUGAAGGUUAAUCCACUUUCUUGGAUACAGAAAGUCUGCUCAUACAAAGCCCGUGUUGCUGUAGUAAAAUCACGUGAUAUGCACUGGUCACUUUUGGCUCAGAGGGAUCAGAGAGAUGUCAGUCUAAGCUCCUUACGAAUGUUAAUAGUGGCAGAUGGAGCCAAUCCAUGGUCGAUAUCUUCAUGUGAUGCCUUUCUGAAUGUAUUUCAGUCCAGAGGUUUGAGACCUGAGGUAAUCUGCCCCUGUGCUAGUUCCUCAGAGGCACUCACUGUCGCUAUUCGCAGACCUCCAGAACUGGGUGGGCCUCCUCCCGGGAAAGCAGUUUUAUCUAUGAAUUGUCUGAGUUACGGUGUGAUAAGAGUGGAUACAGAAGAGAAGUUGUCUGUUUUAACUGUACAAGAUGUUGGUCAGAUUAUGCCUGGAGCUAAGGUUUGUGUUGUGAAGGUGGAUGGGACUCCAUACCUGUGUAAAGCUGAUGAAGUUGGAGAAAUAUGUGUGAAUUCAGGCACAACUGGAAUGGCUUACUUUGGCCUCCUCGGAAUCACCAAAAAUGUGUUUGAGGCCGUUCCAGUGACAGCCACUGGUGUGCCUGUUUCAGAUCAGCCCUUUACAAGAACAGGACUUCUUGGCUUCAUGGGUCCUGACUGUCUGGUGUUUGUGGUAGGAAAAUUGGAUGGCCUAAUAACAGUUAGUGGUCGCAGGCAUAAUGCAGAUGAUGUGGUAGCCACAGCAUUGGCAGUAGAACCAAUGAAAUUUGUCUACCGGGGAAGGAUAGCAGUUUUUUCUGUGACGGUUUUGCAUGAUGAUCGAAUAGUGCUUGUGGCAGAGCAGCGCCCUGAUGCAUCAGAGGAGGACAGUUUUCAGUGGAUGAGCAGGGUUCUACAGGCAAUUGAUAGCAUUCACCAAGUGGGCGUCUACUGUCUUGCCUUGGUGCCAGCCAACACUUUGCCAAAAGCACCACUUGGAGGAAUUCAUAUUUCAGAAACCAAGCAGCGCUUUUUAGAGGGUGCACUGCACCCCUGUAAUGUCUUAAUGUGCCCACAUACUUGUGUUUCUAACCUGCCAAAGCCUCGACAGAAACAACCAGAUGUUGGUCCUGCUUCAAUGAUAGUAGGAAACCUUGUUGCUGGAAAGAGAAUUGCACAAGCCUCAGGGAGAGAUGUUACUCAGCUGGAGGAUAACGAUCAGGCAAGAAAGUUCCUGUACUUAGCAGAUGUUCUUCAGUGGCGAGCUCAGACAACUCCAGAUCAUCCCCUCUUCCUGUUGUUAAAUUCCAAGGGCACUGUAGCUAGCACUGCAUCGUGCAUGCAGUUGCACAAGAGAGCAGAGAGAGUGGCAGUUGCACUAAUUGAGAAGGGACGACUGAAUGCUGGUGACCAUGUAGCCCUGGUUUAUCCUCCAGGAGUAGACUUGAUAGCAACUUUCUAUGGCUGCUUGUAUGCUGGCUGUAUACCUAUCACUGUUCGCCCACCUCAUCCACAGAAUCUUGCUACCACUCUGCCCACUGUCAAAAUGAUCGUAGAGGUCAGUAAGUCUGCAUGUAUACUCACCACACAAGUGAUAAUGAAACUGUUGAAAUCCAAGGAAGCUGCAGCAGCUGUAGAUAUUAAGACAUGGCCCACUAUUUUGGAUACAGAUGAUAUGCCUAAAAAGAAGCUGGCUAAUAUUUUCAGACCUACAUCUCCAGAUAUGUUGGCAUAUUUGGACUUCAGUGUGUCAACCACUGGUAUAUUAGCAGGAGUAAAGAUGUCACAUGCAGCUACAAGUGCCUUAUGUCGCUCUAUUAAGCUACAGUGUGAGCUGUACCCUUCACGUCAGAUUGCCAUCUGCCUUGACCCCUACUGCGGUUUGGGGUUUGCACUGUGGUGCUUGUGCAGUGUAUAUUCGGGCCAUCAGUCCAUUCUUGUCCCUCCUCUGGAACUGGAGAGCAACGUGUCUCUGUGGCUGUCUGCUGUAAGCCAGUACAAAGUGCGUGUCACUUUCUGUUCUUACUCAGUGAUGGAGAUGUGCACCAAAGGGCUUGGGACACAGACUGAUAUGCUCCGAAUGAAAGGAGUUAAUCUAUCCUGUGUGCGAACAUGUAUGGUGGUUGCAGAGGAGAGACCAAGGAUUGCAUUAACACAGUCUUUCUCCAAGUUAUUCAAAGACCUGGGUCUCUCGGCUCGUGCAGUGAGCACUACGUUUGGAUGCAGGGUCAAUGUAGCAAUUUGCUUACAGGGAACAGCAGGACCAGAUCCAACAACAGUGUAUGUAGAUAUGAGAGCACUUCGACAUGACAGGGUACGUUUGGUAGAGAGAGGUUCUCCACACAGUUUGCCACUUAUGGAGUCUGGGAAGAUCCUUCCAGGGGUAAAAGUCAUCAUAGCACACACAGAAACAAAGGGACCUCUGGGAGACUCACAUUUAGGAGAGAUAUGGGUGAGUAGCCCGCACAAUGCUACUGGUUACUAUACAGUGUAUGGAGAAGAAGCACUGCACGCCGAUCACUUUACUGCUCGCUUGAGUUUUGGAGACACUCAGACCAUAUGGGCACGGACUGGGUACCUGGGCUUCCUGCGCAGAACUGAGCUUACUGAUGCUAGUGGAGAAAGACACGAUGCCCUGUAUGUAGUAGGUUCUUUGGAUGAAACACUGGAGCUCAGAGGAAUGAGGUACCACCCCAUUGAUAUAGAGACCUCUGUAAUAAGAGCACAUAAGAGCAUUGCAGAAUGUGCUGUAUUUACAUGGACCAAUUUGCUCGUGGUGGUUGUGGAGUUAGAAGGCUCAGAACAAGAAGCGUUGGACCUGGUUGCACUGGUAACAAAUGUAGUUCUGGAGGAACAUUAUCUUAUAGUAGGUGUUGUAGUCAUCGUGGACCCAGGUGUUAUUCCUAUCAAUUCCCGAGGUGAAAAACAACGAAUGCACUUGAGAGACGGAUUUUUAGCUGACCAGUUGGAUCCUAUUUAUGUUGCCUACAACAUGUGAAAAAAAAGAAAUUACAUCAAGGCUAAAGCACCAAAAUCUAGAUACUGUCUGAAUAGCAUUUGAAUUGAUAUGUUAUGUUUUUAAAAACCAUUGAAGAACUUAGAAAAAUGGAGAUAUUAAUCUUCACAGACCUUCAUUUCUCAGAUUGUGUUUGCUUUCAUAAAUCCAUUAUAACAGUAAUUGCUGUAUUAGAAUUUACUGGAAUUCUUGAAGGAAGCUUAUUAGAACUGUCAUGGACCAAUUUUUUUGUUAUUUUUGUUUUUUUUUACAAUAAUUAUGAAUGUCAGUACUUGAUGCACUGCAUAAAAGGACAUAAGGCAGGGUGGGGAGCAAACAUCAGCUGUGACUCUUGGAAAUAAUCCGGGAAGUUGUUAGUAACCAGUUUGAGUUACCUCUACAUGUGAUUGUUUGCAAUAUAUUGGCAGUAUCUGGGUUGGGGCAUAAAUUUUAAGACUGCACACAUCUUUAACAUUUUCUCUACUGUACUGAAAGGAAUUUUGCACAUAUCUGAGGUUUAAAAAUGCAGCCUUUGUAUUUUAAAUCACUGACUCAUCCUUAUUCAGAACAAAUUCAUUCCAGUCUCGGAUUCAAUAUAACAAUUAUGCUGCUGCUCAGCUUUUUUGUACCAAGCAAAAACAAAUACUGCAUCUGUAACAAGGUUACUUAGUGUGCCAUGCUGAACUCUGUAAUGCUAUAAACUUUAUAAUAAAAUAUUAAAUUAAUACUCAAUUUUAACUGUUUGAUGCGGGAGCGUACACUGCUCUUGCUCUCAUAACUUCACAUUAAAGUUGCUUGUUUUAAUAGCUCUAGCUGUUAAUUACUGCCCUGCACAACACCAAGUAUUUAAAAACUCAUUCCAAAGCCAAUAGUCUGAAUCGUUUGUAGAAAUGUUUACAAAGCAUGACCUUACAAUAUGUUUUCCAUUAAUAUCCUGUGCUGAAAUGUACAAUGGUGAUUCUUUUUUCCACCGUGAAAAGAAUACUCAGUGUUAGUGAGGUGGAUCUUUUUUGUUACAAUUCAUCUUUUUAGUUGUAUUUAGGCAGAUGUUUUGCUCCAGCUGAAACAAACAGGAGGCAUAGUCACACUUGGCUAAAAAAGGCUUUGAAGUUUCUGCCUAAUCUAGUACUGCAGUGAACCUAAUUCAGAAAGAGAACAUUUGAAAUUACUCAAAUACUUGAUGCAUUUGAGGGUAAGAAUGAGAGUAGCAAAUAAUUAUUUUUAUAAAGUUAAUAAAAAGUUUGAGCUCCAUUAUUAUUUUUUUUUAAUAUAAUGCAUGAGUUUGGCAAAAGAGCCGGGUUUUUCUGCAAGACAAUUCUGCCUGGAUCAGUGCCUAAGAAAGAUGGAUGUUAGUUUCCUGAUAGGAGAACAUCAAAUGACUCUUUGACGAAUGAACAGUAAAUCUCCAACAAAAAGCUUUCAGAUACAGUAGUUCUUUGCCCUCAUGGUGUUUGACUGUGGUGUAUAAUACAGCUGCAUAUGAUGACUAAUUAUGUACAGAACCUGUGUAACUUAUUGUCUAAGUACAGAAACCUUUAGCAGUGAGCAAUCCCUGUAACACAACAGCUGGCAAAGAGGAAGAACUACCUAACCCCAAUUUUAACGUUGUAGUUUUUUAGCAGAUAAAGCGUUGUAAGAUUUUUGUAUUGAUAUGGUUGACAGUGAGACAAGUCGCCUUGUAAGAUUUAAAACAAAAGCACAUUAAACAUUUCAAAACAGC
This is a messenger RNA of Meleagris gallopavo (turkey), 6608 nucleotides long. The record is from RefSeq and is a predicted model, not a curated record. NCBI's taxonomy places the organism in Eukaryota, Metazoa, Chordata, Aves, Galliformes, Phasianidae.